Molecule: messenger RNA, 630 nt
Organism: Caenorhabditis elegans
Lineage: Eukaryota; Metazoa; Nematoda; Chromadorea; Rhabditida; Rhabditidae
Gene: gst-37
Product: glutathione transferase
Exons: 2
Coding region: 1-630 (209 amino acids)
Cellular component (GO): cytoplasm
Molecular function (GO): glutathione transferase activity
Source: RefSeq, marked reviewed
AUGCCUACCUACAAGCUGACCUACUUCAACGUUCGCGGAAUUGGCGAGCCAGCUCGUAUUCUUUUCCAACUGGCAGGUGUUCCAUUUGAGGACUACCGAAUGACUCAUGGAGACGGGACAUGGGAAAAACUUAAAGACAAGACCCCAUUCGGAAAAGUCCCAUUCCUCACAGUAGACGGAUUGGAAAUCCCACAGUCCCAUGCUAUAAUCCGUUACCUUGGAAACAAGUUCGGCUACGCUGGACAAACCCCGGAGGAGAAGGCCUGGGUCGACGCGAUUUGCGAUCAAGUCAAGGACUUUAUGGUUCCGUUCCGAGACCUCAUUCUGGCUGAAAUGGCUGGAAAGAAACCUGAUGAAAUUGCCAAGCUCGCGAAGGAAACUUUUGUUCCAGGAAGAGAUGCGUACUUUAAGAGCAUCAACAAGAUCCUUGGGAAGAGCAAGUCGGGAUUUUUGGUUGGCGACAAGCUCACAUUCGCCGAUCUCGUUGUGGUUGAAAAUGUUACUACACUAGAAAAGAACAAGCUGUUCAAUGCAUCGGAGCAACCAAAAUUGGCCGCUCUUCGGAAGAAGGUGUACGCGAUUCCAGCAAUUAAGAAGUGGGUCGCAAGUCGUCCAGAUACUCAAUAUUAA